CAGAGCUCACACACUAGCACAGGGUGCUGCCAGAAUGACACUGAUACCUGUGCUGGGCAGUAACAUGGAAGCGAAGCCUGUACUUGUGCCACCAGGAACCCUCUGCCAUACAGGAGCUGUAAUAUCCUUAAUGUGUCCUCCAAACAUUUCCCAAGCAUGGUGCCAGAUCUUGAACAUUUCCCAGGAUCCCCUAUCCUAUGUGCCAUUUCCAAGAGACACGAGAGAAUCCUCCAAUGAAACAGAUUUAAGUGUUGCAAAGACUUUAGGAGCCAAAUAUAAUCUGUACAUAGGCCUCAUUUUGGCAGUAAGUUCCAGUCUUUUCAUUGGUUCAAGUUUUAUCAUGAAAAAGAAGGGUCUUUUACGUCUGGCGGAUAAAGGAAGCACCAGAGCUGGGCAAGGUGGAUUCUCAUACCUCAAGGAACGGUUUUGGUGGGCAGGAUUGCUCUCAAUGGGAGCAGGAGAAGCCGCCAACUUUGCUGCCUAUGCAUUUGCUCCAGCGACCCUGGUUACUCCCCUCGGUGCACUGAGUGUACUAGUAUGUGCAAUGCUGUCAUCACAUUUCCUAAAUGAGAAGCUAAACAUGCAUGGGAAACUGGGUUGCCUCCUGUGCAUUUUGGGCUCUACAAUGAUGGUGAUCCACGCACCACAUGAGGAGGAAGUCACCUCUCUGCAUGACAUGGAAAUGAAGUUAAGAGAUCCAGGGUUCGUCACAUUUGCCAGUCUGGUUGUCGUGGUCGUUUUGUUGCUCAUUUUCUUUGUUGCCCCUAGCAAGGGCCAGUCCAACAUUCUGGUCUACAUCUCCAUCUGCUCGGCCAUUGGUUCCUUUUCUGUAUCAUCUGUAAAAGGCCUGGGGAUCGCCAUUCAAGACUUUAUAGAAAGAAAGCCUGUUUACAAAGACCCGCUCUUCUACAUCUUGUUGGUGGUCUUAGUUGUGUCUGUGGGGACGCAAAUCAAUUACCUUAACAAAGCUCUGGAUGUGUUCAAUACCUCCAUCGUGACGCCUAUCUAUUACGUGUUUUUCACCACCAUGGUGGUGACCUGUUCUAUCAUCCUGUUUAAGGAGUGGAAAAGCAUGAAUGCCAGUGAUAUGAUUGGAACCCUGAAUGGAUUCAUAACCAUCAUCAUAGGCAUUUUUCUGCUGCACGCUUUCAAGAACACUAAUAUCACCUGGAGCCAGAUAAGCUCUAGUAUGCAGAAAGAGAAGCUCAAUCAGGCCAAUGGACAGGAGGAUCAGUACAGUUUGCUCGGGAACGCAGACCAUUCUCUAUUGGGGUACGAGGAAGAGAACACUGGUUUCAGCAGAGCAGUUCAGCAUCACUAACACAAGUACAUUGUUCCAAGACGGAACGUAGAAGAUCUGUAUUUAACCUUAUUAAAAAGUGUUGAUAUCAUUGCAUUACUGCAUAUGUAUUGCAGUGUGACACCUGUCAGCUUGCGCCGAAAAUGUUUCUAAGUAAUGUAAAUAGGUAAUACACAGACAAAGAUUUUUUUUAACAUGUGUAAUUUUUUAUUUAGAAUUAUUUUUUUAUUUAAGGAAAAUAUUUCGCAAUAAAUGAGUAGUAAAGGAAAAAUACACCUUAUUUAUAAGCAAAGUUCAUCUUCCUUUUCAUGUUUGGAAAAAACAUUGCUAACAUCACAGCACCCCUACUGAUCAUGAAAUUCUGGUGCUGCUGCUAUUGCAGUGUAAGUGGUGUAAGCAUAGGGUAUUUUAUUUUUUUUUGCCUUAGUCAAUGUGGUUGUUCUUGGCCCAAAGCAAGGUGGCAGUUUGUAUAAGCAGACAUAUAAGUGUCAUUUUGUACAUGCAUGGCAGGGUGCAAAGCCUAUGUUUUUUUGUACUUUGCCCUGCUCCUUGCUGGUGCAUGGAUGUUUAUAUAUUUAUAUUUUUUGUUGUUUUUAAUUCCUGGGGCAGAGUGAGGUGCACUUCAUGUGCCAUAAGCCUCUUUCCUUAAUCAUAAAGAGUGCACCAGUUUUUGCAUUCCCCCACAUGCACGUCUAGGAAACUCACUAUUAGUGCAUGUUUUAUCCUUGCAACAACACAUGCUAUUUAGCCAGAAUUGCCUCACCAGUGCCAUCUUUAUAGAUCCAAUUUUACAAUUUAAAAACUACCCUAAAAUGCCUUGUACUCCUGUGUGAGCAUCCCAGGCACUGGGAACCAACUACCUCUAUAAAAUAUACACAGGACUAAUGCACUUCUCUUAUUGUGUUUUCAAUUUUAUGUUUAGGAUUGGUCAGCAUAUAUUUAGAGUAUGCGAGUAUGCUUUGAAUCAGAAAUAUAUUUAUUGAUAUAGAUGAAAUUAUUGUUUGAGAUUGUGAUGUCUGUUUAACUACUGUGGGUCGGUAAGUAUUGGGAAGCAUCAGAGACAAUGGCCAUGCCCUUGUGCCCAAAAGUUAUAACAUUAGCUAUGGAUGCAACCCAGGUGGAAAUUGGCAAAACAUAUGGUAUUCUAUGUGUGUAUAGGUGCUAUUCACAUAGAUACUUGGGACAGUACACUGUCUUCUAUACUUAGGUCGGUUUAUCGCCCUUUGUUGGACAAGGUACAAAGUGCAGGAUACUGGGGAGAUGCAGGGGAGCCAUGGAAUUAUCACAUGCAUUGAUGUUACUUACGGGGCUCCCUUCGUCUGUUGCGCCUAUACAGUCAACGGACUAAUGAACUGCAUGCUAACACUCUUUGCAGCAAGGGUUGCCCUUAUCUAGGUCCUAAUCAUUAUGCAUAAUCGAUCCCAUUCCUAAACAUUCAUGUAUUAGCCAGUAAGAUCCUCCCAAGAUUCUUGUGUGUUAUAGCAUUACCUAACUGCCUUGCCCGCCAGCACAAAAUAUGGUUGUUCCCCACACACCCCUCCUGUAUAAAAAUAUAUGUGUUGGCACAGUAAUGGCGUGUCCUUGCUAGGUUUCCCUCCCCAGGACUAAGGUCCUGCUCUCCAUAUUGAUUUACCACUGAUACCCUACAAGCAGGUGCAGCCUUGAACGCUGCAGAAUUCUCCAGAAAGAGGAAUACCCGCUUGAUGUUCUUUACUUAGCUAGUAUUUAUGGCAGAGAGCAGUGGUGGAGUAAUGACAUUUCAGGCCCAUAGACUACAUCCAAAAAGAGCCCCCAUUCUAGGCUACUGGAUCCACAGGCAUCCAGGAACAAAAGCCUUGUCUGCCUUCUUCUUCCAACAGGGGCUCCCAACAGGACCCAGCAGCGCAAAUAUAAAUAAAUAUUAAAACAAAAUUAAAUAGAAAUAAUAAUUGAAAAUAAUAAUGAUCACAUUGUACCCUGUGCAGUUAUUAACAUGAAUCCCCUGUCCCAGAUCAGCAUGAGGCCAUGUAGGGAUUUUGUGCAUUUUGCCUGUGCUGGGGGAUAUUCAUGUUAAAAAUACAACUGAAACGCCCAAAAUUGCCUCUAAUCAACCACAUCCACUGCUGUCUACAGGUACCAGGUACCUUUUCAGCUGGGGAAGUUUCUGCUGUAAGUAUUGAAUGUAGACAAGAAUCACAACUGUUUGCAUUAUAAUCAUCAUAUACUGUAAAUAUGUUUAUGAUGUUUGGAUUAUGUACUGUAUGCUGUACAUAUGUUUAUCCUAUAACUUUUAUGGGGCAGUAUAAUAAAAGACGUAAGUGGAAAAGAUAUUGCACAAUGCAUAUGAAUUUUCAGCCACCCAUUCACAAUGUCAUUUGGAUUUUAUUCCAUUUCCCCAUUAGAUUAAACAGUGUAAAUAAUCUUAGCCCAUGUUUUGUUGAAUUUGCAUGUACAGUUCUGUUCUCCUGACAAAACAGAUUAGGAGAGAAUAUAUUUUUGUACUGUGUCCUAUUGCUCUUUAUAAAUGCAUUUUAUACUGUGAAUAGACUGUAGUCAGGCCUUGUUGCUGUUUAUGAAAUAAUGGAUAAAAUUGUAGCCCACUGACCCAUGUGGGUUACAGCACUGUAAAAGUAUCGCAAAAAAAUCGCAAUAAAUAUUAUUUGUAUAAA
Molecule: messenger RNA, 3948 nt
Organism: Xenopus laevis (African clawed frog)
Lineage: Eukaryota; Metazoa; Chordata; Amphibia; Anura; Pipidae
Gene: nipal1.S
Product: NIPA-like domain containing 1 S homeolog
Exons: 6
Coding region: 35-1321 (428 amino acids)
Source: RefSeq, a predicted model, not a curated record